CCAGCGGCACCCGCGCAGACGCAGUGAGGCUGAGCCAGUCCCGGAGGCUGAGGGGCCUUGGCUGGGCUGAGCAGCGUCUGGGAGGGUCGCCUAGAGCCCUGCUGCAAGGCGGAAGAGGGAGGUCGGCACCAUGUCGAGGCAGGCGAACCGUGGCACCGAGAGCAAGAAAAUGAGCUCUGAACUGUUCACCCUGACCUAUGGGGCUCUUGUCACCCAGCUAUGCAAAGACUAUGAAAAUGAUGAAGAUGUGAAUAAACAGCUAGACAAAAUGGGCUAUAACAUAGGAGUCCGACUGAUUGAAGAUUUCUUGGCACGGUCAAAUGUUGGCAGAUGCCAUGACUUUCGGGAAACUGCAGAUGUCAUUGCCAAGGUGGCAUUCAAGAUGUACUUGGGCAUCACUCCAAGCAUCACUAAUUGGAGCCCAGCUGGUGACGAAUUCUCCCUCAUUUUGGAAAAUAACCCCUUGGUGGACUUCGUGGAACUUCCUGAUAACCACUCAUCCCUCAUUUAUUCCAAUCUCUUGUGUGGGGUGUUGCGGGGAGCCUUGGAGAUGGUCCAGAUGGCAGUGGAGGCCAAGUUUGUCCAGGACACCCUGAAAGGAGACAGUGUAACAGAAAUCCGGAUGAGGUUCAUCAGGCGGAUCGAAGACAAUCUCCCGGCUGGAGAAGAAUGACUGUCCCGCAGUGGAGAGGAGCCAGCAAGACACUUAUUGGGUCAGAAGGGCACAGUCCCCUCUGCCUCUAGAACUCAGUGACUCUAACACGGGUGUUAUAUAUUAUUACCUUUUUUCCAUUUUCCAUGCUAAUAAAGAGCAGACUGAUAUAGUCCAGUUUCCCUGCAAGUAUGCACAUUCAGAAGGGGAAUUCUUUGUUCCCUCUCCCUUAAAAUGGUCUGGAUGUAAUUUUUUUUUUUUUAAACCGGGAAUCAAACUUAGGACCUUGCAUUUGCCAGGCAGGCACUUACGGUGCUGCGCUAUCUCCCCAGCAGGAUGUAAUUGUUGUUGGUUGGACUAGAGAGACCUCAAAGCAUUUUACAUUCCUAUGUGAAUUUUCCAAAGCAAACCUACUUUGACCCCAGUAAGAGACAAGCCUGAGCUGGGUGUGGUGGCCCGGCAAAUAGUGCCUAUAAUCUGAACACUGGGAGGCUGAGGCAGGAGGAUCACAAUUUGAGCCCAGUCUGGGCAGCUUAGCAACUUAGUGAUACCCUGUCUCGAUACAUUAAAAAAAAGGCUGUGGAUGUAAUUCAGUGUGAAGGCCUUGGUUUCAAUCUCCUAUACUAAAAAAAGUGACAAGCCUGGCAUAUUUACUCUUGAGCCUUCCUAAAGCUCUUGGCAAAUGGCUGUAAGAAAUCUGGGGCUUGGGUUGGAGGGUUGGGAGGGGGUGGGUAGGAAUUUCUAGCUGUAGUGUGAUAUUCUGUAGAGUUUGGCAGGACAUGGGAGCCAGUCAUGCCGGAAACACCAGUUUCUGGGAAGCCACCCAGGUCUCGUUCCUCCUCGGCGUUUGGAGGCAAUAUCUCCUCUUUUUACAGAGGGUUCAUCCUUCUUUCUUACAAAUUCCUCAAUAAAGACACAUUCUUGA
Messenger RNA from Octodon degus (degu), 1577 nucleotides. It is a transcript of the gene Trappc3, whose product is annotated as trafficking protein particle complex 3. Bases 131 to 673 code for a protein of 180 amino acids. Lineage: Eukaryota; Metazoa; Chordata; Mammalia; Rodentia; Octodontidae. The record is from RefSeq and is a predicted model, not a curated record. The transcript has 5 exons. Gene Ontology annotation, biological process: intra-Golgi vesicle-mediated transport; endoplasmic reticulum to Golgi vesicle-mediated transport. Gene Ontology annotation, cellular component: cis-Golgi network membrane; cytosol; TRAPP complex.